AUGGACAUACCGGCAACUGCAAUGGAGCCCUCCGUGUUUCGCGCUGCCGAUCUCGCCCCCACGACGCCCGGCGGAAAGGCCCCUUCGACCGGCCCCGCAUUUCCGCCCAAGGCCAAAUUUCGUGGCGGAAACACCAACCCGGCGGCGAAGAAUCACCAAGCUUCGCGAAGCUCGCCGAAAUUCGCGAAUCUGCAGCCACCAGCGUGCGGAUUUUCGGACGACUCUGGCGACGGACUGAAGCCAGAAGUCGACGACCCGCAAUGUCGCCAAGUUAAUAUCCUUCCGCCAAAUACUCCGCUCGCCACGAACGCCGCGGCGCUUAGCACACCCAAGAAAUGCGGCGGCAAAGGCGGCGGCAGAGGCCGCGGGAAGGGAAAAGGCGGAGAGAGUUUUUCGCAGUCAAGCGGAGCAAGCGGGGUCGAGAUUGCGGGGAAUGCGCACGCGCUCUUCACCCAGUCCCCCGCGAUUCAACCGCGCUGCUUCCCGCCAACGCUUAGCAUCCCGCCGCCCCCGCAGCUGUUUCCCCCCGGCUCCCCUUCCGCGGCUGGCGGAGCCCCGCACCUGCAGGCGCCCGGCACCCCCUGCGCGGGGAUGGUCCGCGCGCCUUCCCACCGCUUCCCCGCGUCGUCGACCGUCAACACCGCCGUCAGCGGGGGGAGCGGGUGGAGCGGCGGAGCGCAUCCCGCGGAGGCAAUGAAGAGGAAGCGCCCGCGGUUCGCGGAGGAUCAGCUAGCGCAUUUGGAGGCGCAUUUCGCGGUGGAGCAGGAGCUUACCCCGGCGAGCAAGAAGCAGCUGGCGGCGCGGCUCGGCGUGAAGCCUCGACAGGUGUGCGUGUGGUUCCAGAACCGCAAAGUGCGGCAGAGAACGCGGGAGCGCGAGACGGAGCUGGAGAGCAUGCAAGCGGCGUACGCCAAGCUUCAGGCGACGUGCCGCGAGCUGCAAGACGACUACGAGCUUCUGAAAUCGGACUACCAGGAGUUGUUGCUGCAGAACACACAGCUUUUUGACAUGAUGCAGGAAAUCGAGCAGCAGCUGGGGAACCCGCAGCUUCCGCCCGGCGAUCACCCCGUCACGUCGCGAUUCAAUGACACCACCACCCCAGACAACCAGCCUGGCGGCUCCGCGCAGUCGGACCGCGGUGGGCAUUUUACCCCAAGCCCACCUUCUGGUAACCAGCUCCACAUUCAGGCCAAGUCUCAUGCCAAUCAGGAGAAGCCCGCGUCGUACCAGAGCAACUCGCCUGAUUCGUCUUUGGACGAAAUCGGCGGCGCGCCGUUCGCGCUCCCCCCUCCCGCCUUCCCCAUGGGAGCUGCGCCAACCUCAGCCGUGUCACAGCCUGCCCCCCCUCCGCUCUUCGAGCCCCUCACAACUAUCGCCAACGCUGGUAGCCGCGUGGGGGAAUCUGAGCAUUUCGUCGUCCCCUCCAACCAGCAGCAGGGUCCCGAUCUUUAUGAUUUCUAUUCCCACGCUCCCGCUAGCGGCGCCGGCGGCGCCGGCUUUUUGGACGGCUGGAUGGACGGCGACGCGACGGCGAUGCAGCAGUCUGCCGGCUUACCGUACGGCCUGACGGCAAAGGCUCCGGCGGAGGCGGAGGCGGAAGAUGGGGAGAGCGAUUUUGAGGCUGCGAGGAGAAAUGUUAAGGCGGGAACAGCAGUGCAUGGCGGGAGGAAUGCGGCUGAGACGUUCGCUGCGUUUGCACCCAGCGGCGAGUUUGAGGAGAAUGGCUUAGUACCUCUUGACGGGUUCUGCUCGUGGAAAGAGGCGGUUGGUGCGGAAGAGGCGGAACGGCGAUGCGCGGGUGGGGAAUGCGCGGGCGCAACGGCGGAUAUGAGCGGAAGCAUGAGGGUGAACCAGGAGCCGUUCGAUCUUCUGGGAAGCAUGGAAGGCGCGAUGGGAGCGAUGGGGUGUGCCGAGGAUGGCGGCGCGGGCGCUGGUGUUGCUGCUGCGGACGACAUCGCUAGCAUGUGCGGGUUUGACAUGCAGGCUUUCGCGGCUUUCUGA
Messenger RNA from Closterium sp. Yama58-4, 2001 nucleotides. NCBI's taxonomy places the organism in Eukaryota, Viridiplantae, Streptophyta, Zygnematophyceae, Desmidiales, Closteriaceae. The record is from the annotation of a GenBank genome assembly.